This is a messenger RNA of Caenorhabditis briggsae, 1449 nucleotides long. It is a transcript of the gene Cbr-pmt-1, whose product is annotated as Protein CBR-PMT-1. The transcript has 5 exons. The coding region runs from base 1 to 1449 and encodes 482 amino acids. The record is from RefSeq and is a predicted model, not a curated record. Lineage: Eukaryota; Metazoa; Nematoda; Chromadorea; Rhabditida; Rhabditidae.
AUGUCGAUCGGCCAACAACUAUUUUCUGUUGAGGAUCAAACUCUGGACAAAGAAAUGGAGAUGGUUAUGCAACGUCGUGCGAACUUCAAAUCUUUCUGGGAUAAGUAUUCAGAUAAGCCGGAUACCAAUUCUAUGAUGUUGAAUCAUUCGGCUGAAGAGUUGGAGUCCAGCGAUCGUGCCGAUAUUUUGGCUAGUUUGCCACUUCUCCACGACAAGGACGUUGUGGAUAUUGGAGCUGGAAUUGGACGCUUCACCACUGUUCUUGCCGAGACUGCUCGUUGGGUUCUCUCCACCGAUUUCAUUGACAGUUUCAUCAAGAAAAACCAACAACGAAAUGCUCAUCUUGGAAACAUCAACUAUCGUGUUGGAGAUGCUGUCGGACUCAAGAUGGACUCAACCAGUGUUGACUUGGUCUUCACCAACUGGCUCAUGAUGUAUCUCUCCGAUGAUGAGACCGUUGAGUUCAUCUUCAACUGCAUGAGAUGGCUUCGUCAAGAUGGAAUUGUACAUCUCCGUGAGAGUUGCUCCGAGCCAAGCACUGGAAGAUCGAAAGCAACUUCGAUGCACGAUGCUGCCAACGCAAAUCCGACCCAUUACAGAUUCUCGUCGCUUUACAUCAAUCUUCUCCGUGCCAUCCGCUACAGUGAUGCCGACAACAAGUUGUGGCGCUUCAAUGUCCAGUGGUCGUGCUCUGUGCCAACCUACAUCAAGAGAUCCAACAAUUGGCGUCAGGUUCACUGGCUUGCUGAGAAGGUUCCAGCCGAGGAGGGAGCCAAGGAGACUCCAGCCAAGGAAUUAGUCGACCUUCUCAAAAACACUUGGCAAAAGGAACAAGAAGCGUGGGAUGCCAAAUUAGACGGAGAGAAAUACGUCUGGACUGAGAAGGUCUUCGACGACGCUCUCACUUCCCUCCCAUCGAACUCCACCUUCUUCCUCUACACUCCACGUACCGUCUCACCAUUCUGCCACAUCAACGCGCACACUCUUGCCGAAACCUUCAAUGCCAACGUCUGGAACACUGAACUCGUUCCAGAAUACUACCGUACCUCUCUCACCAAAUCCAACAAUUUGAAGGACCAAAGAGUUCGUUUCGGAUGGAACGAGACUCUCGCCAGCUCUGUCAAUUACUGGCAAAACAAGGACGCUAAGUUCGACGUGUUCCUUUCGACUGAAUUAUUGAGCACUGCUGAUGACGAGACUAUUCGCAGAGCCACAGAAAUCAUGAAUGACGGAGCCAAAAUUUUCACUUUGGAGCCAGUCGACGUUGUCAACGUGGCUGAGACCAAGGAGCGUCUCCAGAAGUUGGGAUACAAUUUGGAAUCUUUCACUGACGUGACCAAGAAGGCCAUCGAUGCUCAGGAGCAAUACUUCAGAGACCAUGAGCAACUGGCCAAUGAGGAGGUUAUCCGCAAGAACUGGGUUCUUCUCGAGCUCUCCGUUGCUCAUUAA